AUGGGGAGGAAGCCGCCGCAAUCUUCCGACAUUGAGGCGGCCCGCUACCCCCCGCCGCCACCACCUUCUUUCCACCCGCCAACGCCCAGUCAGUGGACCCCAUGGCUCGUGCCACUCUUUUUUUUGGCGAAUGUUGCAAUGUUCGUAUAUAGCAUGUAUCUCAAUGAUUGCCCUUCGUACUUGAAUAAAGAUGUUUGUCUUUUCUCCGAAUAUCUGGGCAGGUUCUCUUUCCAACCCUUCAGGGAAAACCCUCUCCUUGGACCUGCUACCCGCACGCUGCGGAAAUUAGGAGCUCUUGAAAAGAACCUAGUGGUGAAUGACAAUGAAGCGUGGCGUUUCUUUUCCUGCAUGUUUCUUCACGCUGGAGUUGUACAUCUACUUGCCAAUAUGUUUAGUCUUCUAUUUGUAGGAGUUCGGCUCGAGAAGGAAUUCGGAUUUUUGAGAAUUGGAUUAUUAUAUAUCCUUUCUGGUUUCGGUGGAAGUUUGUUAUCUAUUUUGGAUUUGAAAGAAUCCGCAACAGUAAAUACCAUCUCUGUUGGCGCAUCCGGUGCACUUUUUGGACUUCUGGGUGCCAUGCUUUCUGAACUUCUAACAAACUGGACAAUCUAUGCAAACAAGGUAACUCUUCAGUGUGCAGCUCUUAUAAGUCUAUUGGUCAUUAUUGGCCUAAAUUUGGCCGUUGGAUUUCUACCCCAUGUGGACAAUUCAGCUCAUAUAGGAGGAUUCAUUGCAGGAUUUUUCCUAGGUUUUGUUCUUUUAAUGCGCCCUCAAUAUGGAUAUGUAAACCGCAAAUAUAUACCUCCAGGAUAUGAUGUUAAACGUAAAUCCAAGUACAAAUGCUAUCAAUAUUUCUUCCUAGUCAUAUCAGUGAUCAUCUUACUUACAGGAUAUGCAUCUGGCCUAGCUAAGCUGUAUGUAGGAAAGUCACAACAGAAAUUUUCCUUCCCAGAGAGUUAUCCAAGAUGAAUGGUUCUGAUUC
Molecule: messenger RNA, 979 nt
Organism: Gastrolobium bilobum
Lineage: Eukaryota; Viridiplantae; Streptophyta; Magnoliopsida; Fabales; Fabaceae
Product: RHOMBOID-like protein 5
Exons: 5
Coding region: 1-966 (321 amino acids)
Biological process (GO): proteolysis
Cellular component (GO): membrane
Molecular function (GO): serine-type endopeptidase activity
Source: RefSeq, a predicted model, not a curated record